Closterium sp. Naga37s-1 is the source of this 1047-nucleotide messenger RNA. Lineage: Eukaryota; Viridiplantae; Streptophyta; Zygnematophyceae; Desmidiales; Closteriaceae. The record is from the annotation of a GenBank genome assembly.
AUGUCGCCGUGGCGCUUUGACUAUAACGACGCCGCUACUAACGCGGCUUCUGGCGAAACCGCCCCUGUGAGAGGAUCUAGCAGCGUACGGCAGAGGAGGCGGGGGUUUUCGCGCAGAGGAAGGGCGGGGGAACGGGCGAGUGGAGGCGCGGAUUCGUCCCCCUUGACGCCCGCGGGCGCGCGGACGGGGGGGGCUGCGCGCCUGUGGGCCGGGCGGAACAGCAGCGCGUCCGCAGAUGGAGAGUUCCCCAGGGGAGCUGGGGGGGGCGCCGCCGUGGCUGCUGCUGCGGCGGCUGCGGCUGCCGCGGCGGCUGCGCUAGCAGCAGCGGAAGAGGCGUCAGGAGGAGGAUUUGUGGACGUUCCCCUUGACGAAUUCCGUCAGAUGUCUGUCAGAGGCACAACUCGUGGCUCUCCAGCAUCCCCACCGCAUCUCACCUCAUCUGACCGCAGAUCAUCUUCCAGAGUGCGCAGAUGGCUCUCCUCCCUCAAUGUGAUUGGUCGCGUGCGCCGCGACCGCCAAAUCGGUGACCGCCAGCUCAGCGCCUCAUCAUCCAUGCGGGCGGCUCACCCCCCGUCAGCGGAAGCACCAGACGAUUUCUGGUGGCAGGGGGAGAUGAGCGAGGAGGACUCGGGGGUGAUUGAGGCAGCCAUGCAUGCCAUUCUCAUGGAUGGGCUGGCCGGCGCUCUGCAAGGAGGAGGAGGGGGAGCGCUGGGAGGGGGGCUGCAUGGAGCGGGAGAGAGGAGGUUGAUGGUGCCGCAUAUGUUGUUGUUCGAGGAUGAGGAGGCGUGGACGUAUGAGCAACUGUUAGAGCUGGAUCGGAAUAACGUCAGACGCGGGCUGAAGCAGCAGGAGAUGUGGAAGCUAGAUCGGCGCAAGAUGGCACAUGGGGACGAGAGGGUGGAUUGCCAGAUCUGCCUGUCUGAGGCCGUGGCAGGGGAGCUUUUGACUUCCCUGCCUUGCAAGCACACGUACCACGACGCCUGCAUCUCCCCGUGGUUCAAAACCCACCGCACAUGCCCCAUCUGCCGCUUCGAAAUCGCCGAUUAG